Messenger RNA from Carcharodon carcharias (great white shark), 3168 nucleotides. RefSeq names its product thrombospondin type-1 domain-containing protein 4-like. NCBI's taxonomy places the organism in Eukaryota, Metazoa, Chordata, Chondrichthyes, Lamniformes, Lamnidae. The coding region runs from base 28 to 2940 and encodes 970 amino acids. The record is from RefSeq and is a predicted model, not a curated record. Gene Ontology annotation, biological process: extracellular matrix organization. Gene Ontology annotation, cellular component: extracellular matrix. Gene Ontology annotation, molecular function: metalloendopeptidase activity. The transcript has 15 exons.
ACAGAACAAACCACAGAGGCUUCGGAGAUGAGUGCUGGAAGUCCUGGCAUGUGGGGUAGCUGGGGGCCAUGGUCAGCGUGUUCACAAACAUGUGGGAAUGGAGUGAAAGAACAGACUAGGCCCUGCCUCCCAGUGACAACUCCUUACCAGAGAGGGAUUAUUUAUCCGAGGAACGGACCCUCCUUUUCAUCUUCUGACCAGUCGCGCUCUCCCACCUAUUCUCGUUACCAGAAGGAAAGCAUGAAUCUACACUCUGGCCAUGUUUUCUCUGCUCUUCGCCCUUCACUUCCACUGCACAGGAGUAAGGGUCACCUCAAACCAGAACUUCAGUCAUCAGCUUCACUGAGCAGAAAUGAAAGCCAGAUUAGUCAGGAAAUUUUAAGAGGAAGCCGGCGUUCUUUGUUACAAGGACAGAGUGCAGAGUUGGCGAGGAGGUUUCGAACGAAAAGUUCUAUUGUACCUGGUAAAUAUGGAUAUGGAAGAGUGCCGUACGUACUACCACUGCAGACUCUCGUAGGACAGUUAUCACAACAAGCUAAGAGGCAAAAACGUCAGAGGUUUGGAGGACACAGACAUUCUCAGAAUCAAAAACCAAUUCCUUUCAGCCAGCAUUUCAAUGUGCAUCAAGGUGGCUUCCAGAUCAAACCUCUGCUUCAGACUUCCAGUUCCCCAAAUCAUCAGCCUGCUUCUCAUCACUCUCAAACCUUUCACUCACUUCAAGGUGCCAAUUCCAAUUCUGAUUCAUCCAACCUUUCCAGCCAAGAUGUACAACAGACAGGCCAAGACACACAUCUGACAGCUACAAACAGCAUCACCUGCACGGGAGCAUACAAACAGUACAGGCUGUGUAACAUUGAUUCAUGUCCGCGAAGUGGCAGAGACAUUAGAGAGUUACAGUGCGCAUCCUACAACAAUCAACCAUUCAUGGGACAGUUCUACGAGUGGGAGCCUUUCAAUGAUGUCCGUGGCCAUCAGAAGUGUGAACUAAACUGCAGGGCAGUUGGAUACCGUUUCUAUUUACGUCAGGCUGAGAAAGUAAUUGAUGGGACACCAUGUGACCCCAAUGCAACAUCUCUGUGUGUCUCAGGGCAAUGUAAGAAAAUCGGCUGUGAUGAGUAUCUGGGAUCAGACAAACUGAUGGAUAAAUGUGGAAUUUGUGGAGGAGACAACACUGCUUGCAACGUCAUUUCUGGGGUCUUCAAACGCAGGCUGCCGACUGUUGGAUAUCAUAAAAUAGUGGAGAUUCCAAAAGGAGCCACUAAAAUUAAUGUGACGGAGUUGGCCAAAAGUAGAAAUUACCUGGCACUGAGAAGUCACUCUGGACGAUCAAUCAUUAACGGUAACUGGGCUAUCGAUCGACCUGGCAAAUAUGAAGGAGGAGGAACCAUGUUUACAUACAAGCGACCCAAUGAAAUUAGCAGCACUGCAGGAGAAUCCUUCCUGGCUGAGGGACCAACAAAUGAAGCCUUGGAUGUCUUUAUGAUCUACCAGCAGUUGAAUCCUGGCAUUCAAUAUGAGUAUAUUCUUCCCAAGACAAAUGUUGUCAGUCAUCAGGUACCACCCAGCAUCAGACUAGGUAAACUACUCAAUGGGCAGUUGGAUGUUACAGAAGAUUCCUUUGCAGUAAAUUCAGGUUAUGAGAGUACAAAUUUUCAGACUCGGGAUCCUGGAAGAUUCCCACCUCAUGAUCCUGGCACACAGGUACCAGUCAUGCAACCACCAAGGCAUUUCCAUGAAUACAACUGGAAAAAGGUUGGGAUGACAGAAUGUACGGCUACUUGUGGCAGAGGUUCACACUAUACAGUAUUUCACUGUGUGAAUAGAAACACACUUGAGGAAGUCUCAGACAAUCUGUGUGAUAUCAGCAUAAAGCCCAGCUCUGAGGAAGAGGCCUGCAAUAUCAACUCCUGUCCAGCCUUUUGGGACAUUGGAGAAUGGUCUGAGUGCAGUAAAACAUGCGGACUGGGUAUGCAGCACAGACAGAUCCUGUGCAGACAGGUCUAUGCAAACUAUACGACAACAGUACAACCAUACCGGUGCCAAUUCUUAGAGAAACCUGAAACCAUCAGCACAUGCCAGAUGAAAAUUUGUAGUGGGUGGCAGAUCUAUACAGAAUGGAGUUCUUGUUCAGCUCCUUGUGGAGUUGGUCAGAGAAACAGAGAUGUGAAGUGUGUGAGCAAUUUGGGUGAUAUCGUGGAUGAUGAAGAAUGCAAUAUGAGACUGAGGCCAAAUGAUAUUGAAAACUGUGACAUGGGGCCAUGUGCAAAGAGCUGGUUCUUCACUGAAUGGAGUGACCGGUGUUCAACAGAGUGCGGUGAAGGAAUGAAGAGCAGGUCGGUCAUCUGCCUCACCAAUCACAUCAGCAGUCUACCAUUGGAAGGAUGUGGAAAUGAGCGACCAACAGACACAAUGAGAUGCAGAAGCAAUCCAUGUGAUAGCCAUGUCCAGUGGUUCACUGGGCACUGGAGUCAGUGUUCCACUGAAUGCAGCAAUGGAACCCAGUACCGGGAUGUAAUAUGCAUCAGAAAAACACAAGACAACUUUACAGUGGUGAACUCCUAUGAAUGCGCUGCUGUGAACAGACCUCCUACUCAGCAAUCUUGCUACCUCAAGCCUUGUGGCGCAAAAUGGUUUUAUACUGAAUGGAGCACAUGUUCCAAGUCAUGUGAAGGAGGGUUUAGAGUGCGUGAAGUCCGUUGUCUAGGAGAUGACAUGAUUCCUAGUGAGCGGUGUGAUAUUAAUCAGAAGCCAGAGGAACAUCAAAGUUGCAACAAUAAGCCUUGUACCCCACAAAUAGAUGAAAGCUGCAUAGAUAAAUAUUACAACUGCAACGUGGUGGUACAGGCACAGCUGUGUGUAUAUUCUUACUACAAGACGGCCUGCUGUGCUUCCUGUACCAAAGUGGCUAAAAGGUUAUCAGCAUUUCUGGGUCGCAGAUAACAACUACUUUUAGAUUUGCUUCUAAAUGAAUAUUGUUUUACUGUAUUUUGUAUUGCGCAAUUCACAUUUUGUAAGGGAGACCUGUGUGUUAACAUUAACCCUUGUAAAGGAGUGCACAUUGCCACCCUCAAACUGGUUAGGCAAACUCAAACUCACUUGAAAAGUGACUUGUCUAAUCACUUAUUGCCAGAUUUGGCUGAACUAUGUGUCACUUUACAAUACGUUACU